AUGGACGAAGUGAUGGGAGGACGACCACUGGCCAACGUCGAUGUCCACGGCGUGGACGUGGGUUUUGAGGAGGAACUGUGUGAUGGGGACAGUUCUUCUCUGAACGCUGCUCCGGACGCUGAAACUAACUGUCCCGCAGACGUCACUGUAGUAGAUCUUCACCGUGAGAAGCACGAUCCCCUCCACGUUAAACAGGAAGAGGAGUCCAAGAUGCCGUACAUCAAACAGGAGGCAGAGCCAGAUACCCCAGACAUUAAAGAAGAAGAACAGCAAGUUGAAAUCCGCAAGUUUCCAAUGGGUGUCACCGUGAAGAGUGAAGACGACGAAGGACCAAGCGAAGAGAGCGGAGCAGCGAACCCUUCGAGUGACAGCUCAUUUCAGCACGUGACAACAAAAGGAGAGGGACAAUCGCAACCGGACGACCUCUUAGCUCCGCUUUCGGACAGCGACGACAUAACGUCACACUCCUCUGACUGUAAUACUGAUGAGGAGGAUUAUGACUUUGACCAAAAUGCUUCAAAAUCUUUAAACAAGUCAUCAGUGAAAAGAGACACAAAAGAAUGCGCGGUUCCCACGGUUGUCACUGUAGAAGAUCUUCACCCUGAGAAGCAUGAUCCCCUCCACGUUAAACAGGAGGAGGAGCCAGACAUGCCGUGGAUCAAACAGGAGGUGGAGCCAGAGACCCCUGAUAUUAAAGAAGAAAAACAGGAAGUUGAAAUCAUCAAGUUCCCAAUGGGUGUCAGUGUAAAGAGUGAAGAAGCCGAAGGUCCAAGCGAUGAGAGCGGAGCAGCGAAACCUUCGAGCGACAGCUCAUUUCAGCACCUGACAACAAAAGGAGAGGGACGAUCGCAACCGGACGGCCUCUUAGCUCCGCUUUCGGACAGCGACGACAUAACGUCACAUUCUUCUGACUUUAAUACUGAUGAGGAGGAUAAAGACUUUGACCCAAAUGCUUCAAAAUCCUUAGACAAGUCAUCAUUGAAAAGAGACGGAAAAGAAUGCGCGGUUCCCACAGAUGUCACUGUAGAAGAUCUUCACCCUGAGAAGCACGAUCCCCUCCACGUUAAACAGGAGAAGGAGUCAGACAUGCCAUGGAUCAAACAGGAGGUGGAGCCAGAGACGCCUGACAUUAAAGAAGAAAAACAGGAAGUUGAAAUCAUCAAGUUUCCAAUGGGUGUCAGUGUAAAGAGCGAAGAAGCCGAAGGUCCAAGCGAUGAGAGCGGAGCAGCGAAACCCUCGAGCGACAGCUCAUUUGAGCACCCAACAACAAAAGGAGAGGGACCAUCCCAACCGGAAGGCUAUUUAGCUCCGCUUUCGGACAGCGACGACAAAACGUCACAUUCUUCUGACUUUAAUACUGAUGAGGAGGAUGAUGACUUUGACCCAAAUGCUUCAAAAUCCUUACACAAGUCAUCAUUGAAAAGAGACGCAAAAGAAUGCGCGGAUGGGAAACCUUUUCCCUGCUCAGUUUGUGAUAAAAUAUUUCCUAGGAAAUCCAAUUUAAAGGCACACAUGCGAACACACACUGGAGAGAAGCCUUUCGUCUGCACGUUUUGUGGUAAACGAUUCACUCAGAAGGAACAUUUAGUAUUGCACACAAGAAACCACACUGGAGAGAAGCCUUUUCCCUGCUCACUUUGUGAUAAAACUUUUUCUUCGAAACAUCAUUUAAAAAGACACAUUCGUACACACACCGGGGAGAAGCCUUUUGUGUGCACGUGUUGUGGUAAACGAUUCACUCAGAAGGGACAAUUAGUAUUGCACACAAGAAACCACACUGGAGAGAAGCCUUUUGCCUGCGCACUUUGCGGUAAAAGAUUCACCGAGAAGGGAGGUUUAAACAUUCACACAAGAACACACACUGGAGAGAAGCCUUUUGCCUGCACACUUUGUGAUAAAAAAUACUUCACAAGGUCAAAAUUAAACAGUCACACGAGAACACACAGUGGAGAGAAGCCAUUUGCCUGCACACUUUGUGGGAAAAGAUUCACCCUUAAGGGAGUUUUAAACAAACACACAGGCACACACACUGGAGAGAAGCCUUUUGUGUGCACGUUUUGUGGUAAACGAUUCAGUCAGAAGGGACAUUUAGUAUCGCACACAAGAAACCACACUGGAGAGAGGCCUUUUGCAUGCACAGUUUGUGGUAAAAAAUUCAGUCGGAAGGGAAGUUUAUCAUUGCACUUAAGAAACCACACUGGAGAAAAGCCUUUUGCCUGCACACUGCGAUAA
This is a messenger RNA of Nerophis lumbriciformis (worm pipefish), 2232 nucleotides long. NCBI's taxonomy places the organism in Eukaryota, Metazoa, Chordata, Actinopteri, Syngnathiformes, Syngnathidae. The record is from RefSeq and is a predicted model, not a curated record.